Molecule: messenger RNA, 2006 nt
Organism: Neoarius graeffei (lesser salmon catfish)
Lineage: Eukaryota; Metazoa; Chordata; Actinopteri; Siluriformes; Ariidae
Exons: 3
Coding region: 601-1671 (356 amino acids)
Molecular function (GO): nucleic acid binding
Source: RefSeq, a predicted model, not a curated record
GUUUGGCUCAUUUCUUGAAACUGAGAUGACAUUCUCAAAACAACAUGGACAAAUCCCCAAACUAACUUGCAGUUUCUCACAACAGAAUGGCAUUUAUCAUUGCUUUCAUCAAUAUUUCAAAUGCUUUGUACAUGUCUCAAGCAUUUAGUACAUCCAUGCAAAUGGCUAUGUACAAGUAUCCUAUAGUUAACACAAUCAGCCUACAUUUAGUACAUUUUUCAAAUGAAUGUAUCUUGCUGAUCUAUCCCAGUUGGUUGGUUCUCAGUGUAAUGGUCAUUGUCCUCAAAACAUGUCAGCACAUUUUCAUCGUAUAAGUCAUCAUAUGCAGAAUAGUCUGCUCAAUUGUCAAAAUAGUGUUAGGAAAUUGGAAUAGAAUACAGUACAUAUUUUGUAAGAUGUCAUAGUAAAUUUAGGAUAAUCAUGUUAGUAGGUAAUAGAUGAAAUCAGUUUCUGACUAACGAAGGAGGAGUGUCCCACUUUGCAGGUGACCAAUCCAUCUGUUUGUUGAGUUACCUGACAGGUGUUAUCUAUGUUUUGGAGUGCUGGCAUUGCUGUAUAUAUACAGCUUGGCCUGGUGCUAGUACUUUUUCCUAUGUCAACAUGGAGAGAGAGCAAGUGCAUCAACCAGGGCAAUCUCCACUUGGAGGAAGAGGAAGAGAAGGAAGAGGAGGUGGAGGAUUGAGGGUGCGUGGAGGUAGAGGAGAGGGAAGAGGAGGAGGAGUGAGGGUUCGUGGUGGUGGAAUAGGAGGAAAUAGAGUUCGCAGACAUCAUGUUGUCCCAGAUGAAAUUCGGGCCACCAUUAUUGAUCAUGUCAUCAACCAUCACCUCACAAUGGCAGAGGCAGGGCGCAGAGUGCAGCCUAACGUGCCACGCUCCACAGUUUCCUCCAUCAUUCAAACCUUUCGGCGGGAAAACAGGAUUGGCCGACAACCUCAUGCGGGUGGAAGAAGAAAACUUCUAACCGAUCGCCAAGAACAGGAGAUCUGUAACAUGGUGAUAGCAAAUAAUGCCAUAACACUGACACAGAUCCGGGAUGCAGUCCUCCAAAACAGUGGCGUCUUCCAAAACAUCAACUCCAUCAGCAUAUCAACAAUAGACCGGGUUCUGAAGAAGAACCUAAUCACCAUGAAACAGAUAUACAGAGUACCAUUUGAUAGGAACACUGCCAGAGUAAAAGAGCUGCGGUACCAGUAUGUGCAGAGAAUCCUGGCACUGGAGGGGAGUGAAACACCACACAUCCUAGUGUUUGUUGAUGAGGCAGGCUUCAACCUGGCCAAGGGCCGCAGGCGUGGCCGAAACAUCAUUGGCCAGCGGGCCACAGUGGAUGUCCCAGGCCAGCGGGGGGGAAAUAUAACCAUGUGCGCGGCUAUUUCAGAAAAUGGUGUGGCCACCCACACUGCAAGCUUGGGCCCGUAUAACACAGAGAAACUCCUCCGUUUCCUGGACCAACUAUAUGUAUAUUUGGUCCCAGAAAAUGAGAGGGGUCUCGAAGGGCCCCACCUACCCCAGUUUGUCAUUGUAUGGGACAAUGUUAAUUUCCUCCGUGGUCCACGCAUCCGGGCAUGGUUCAACAUGCAUCCAAGAAUGCAUAAUGUCUUGUUACCACCAUAUUCUCCAUUCCUGAAUCCUAUCGAGGAGUUUUUUCUCUGCUUGGAGAUGGAGAGUAUAUGAACACCAUGCCGAAAACCAGAGGUCUCUCCUCAAUGCUAUGGAUGCUGCCUGUGAGGAUAUAACAGGUGAUCAGUGUAGAGGAUGGCUCAGGCAUUCACGACACUUCUUCCCACGCUGCAUCUCAAGAGAAAACAUCAGAUGUGAUGUUGAUGAGAAUCUGUGGCCGAACAGAGCACAGAGAAUGGAUGGCCAGGAAGAUGAGGAUGGUGACCAGGCGAGAGAGGGGAGUGACCGCGACUAAACAAAAUGUCUUCAUUUGUGACUCUUUAUUUACAGUAUUCAUUUUUUGUUUGUUUUUGUGGGUUUUUGUAUUUUGUGUACACAGUAUACACAGC